Molecule: messenger RNA, 2127 nt
Organism: Xenopus laevis (African clawed frog)
Lineage: Eukaryota; Metazoa; Chordata; Amphibia; Anura; Pipidae
Gene: pisd.S
Product: phosphatidylserine decarboxylase proenzyme, mitochondrial
Exons: 7
Coding region: 129-1370 (413 amino acids)
Biological process (GO): protein autoprocessing; phospholipid biosynthetic process; phosphatidylethanolamine biosynthetic process
Cellular component (GO): mitochondrial inner membrane; mitochondrion
Molecular function (GO): phosphatidylserine decarboxylase activity
Source: RefSeq, a predicted model, not a curated record
UAGCAGAGCAUUAGUCUGUGUCGUCACAUCCUCCACUGGGCUAGGAGGCAGCAGAGACCAGCGGCCUCAGACCUGAUGAUGUGCCUGUCACUGAGUGGCCAGCUGGCUCCUGACUUAUACCCGAGGACAUGGUGAGAUGUCGAAAGCCUCCUUCCCAAUCUUCAACGCGCUGUAGCCUGCGCAAAGUAAAACUUCAUGUUCGCAAAACAAGAUCUGCCAGUGCUAGCAGCUGGGCCAGAGAAGAGAAGACAGAACAAUCAGAACCUGCAAAACCCGAAAAUACCAUCCCCAACAGACGGACACGCUUCAGGAUACAGUUCCCCCAGCUGGCACUCAGAAGGAGGUUGGGGCAGCUGACCUGCAUGUCUAGAUCCGCUCUGAAACUGCGCUCCUGGCCUCUCACUAUCCUUUAUUACCUUCUACCUUUUGCUGUACUUAAACCCUUGGUGACAGUGGGAUGGCGUCCUACAAGCAGGGUUGCUCUUUACAAAUCAGUGCCAACGCGGCUGCUCUCCAGGGCUUGGGGACGUCUGAAUCAGGUGGAACUCCCAACAUGGCUAAGGAAACCAGUAUACAGUUUAUACAUCUGGACAUUUGGUGUGAACAUGAAGGAGGCUGCAGUGGAAGAUCUUCACCAGUACCGUAAUCUCAGCGAGUUUUUUCGCAGGAAACUGAAGCCACAAGUCCGGCCAGUCUGUGAUUCCCAUAGUGUGAUCAGCCCCUCAGAUGGUAAAAUUCUGCACUUUGGUAGAGUGAAAAACUGUGUGGUGGAACAAGUGAAAGGUGUAACUUACUCUCUGGAAUCCUUCCUGGGGCCCCAAACCUGGACUGAAAAUCAACUCCAAAAGAGUUCCUUCCAAGACCAACUGGUUACGCAGGAGGGAAAUGAACUGUAUCACUGUGUCAUUUACUUGGCUCCUGGGGACUAUCAUUGCUUUCACUCUCCCACAGAUUGGAAUGUGCAUCAUAGGAGGCAUUUUCCAGGAUCUCUCAUGUCUGUAAACCCAGGUGUGGCCAGAUGGAUUAAAGAACUAUUUUGUUACAAUGAGCGUGUUGUUCUCACUGGAGGUUGGAAGCAUGGCUUUUUCUCCCUCACAGCUGUUGGAGCUACAAAUGUGGGCUCUAUCCAGAUAUAUUUUGACAGGGAUCUACAGACAAACCGCCCUCGAUAUAACAAAGGUUCUUACAAUGAUCUCAGCUACGUAACGAACAAUACACAAGAUGGGAUUGUUAUGCGGAAGGGAGACCAGCUAGGAGAAUUCAACCUUGGUUCCACCAUAGUCCUUAUUUUUGAGGCACCAAAAGAUUUCAACUUUAACUUGAAGCCUGGACAGAAGAUUCACUUUGGGGAAGCUGUAGGAUCCUUGUAGCAGGAAUCCAACAUUUUAAUUUAAAGAUGGGUAAAACAGGGAAGGAUCAUAUGCGUAGAAUUGUGGUGCUAGGGGACUCACAUUAGUGUCUCUUUGCCAGCUAAACCAUAUGAUUAUGCACCUUAAGGACAAACAGAGGGCAUGCAGAUUAUGGCCAUAUGCUAUGCCCACUGCCACGCACCAGCCUCGUUAUUGUCCCACACAGCACUUUUCUCUUUGACUCCUUUCCCAUGACCAUUUGGUGUGGGUUACAGGGCUUUCGUGUAUUUUUUUUUUUUGUGGGAGCAAUCAUUACAUUUAUGAUUUGUUUGUGUAUAUAUAUAUAAUAUAUAUAUAUAUAUAUAUAUAUAUAUAUAUAUAUAUAUAUAUAUAUAUAUAUAUAUAUAUAUAUUUGAUUCAUUUAAAGGAGGUCAUGCAAUCAUAGAAAGCUAUAUGCCGAAAGAAAAUUGUCAACCUCAGGGAAGUACUAUGCCUAAGGAAGCCAUUAGGAGGACAACGAUACAAAGCUGGCACGUGAGAGAAAGAUGCUGUGGAACUGCUGCUUCUGAUUGCUUGGGAUGAAGGACUGUGGUCUCAGCACUAAAGAUUUGGACGAGGAUCAUUCUGAUUUUAGCCUACAAAGUGCAACCUUGCCUGGGGCAACUCAAGCACAUUUAUUUUAUUUUUUUUGGUACAUCAGAGAAGGGUGUGAUUUUGUUUUAAUACAUUAACCCAUUUAAUAGCUGACCUUUUGAAAUAAAAUGGAUAAACUAAGUAA